AUGAGCAGAGACGUGUGUGGUGUAGCUGUAGCCUGGUUCUGGUCCACCACCACCAUUACCACUGUUGUAACCCACCGCGUGGCGAUAGAACGCAGAAUUAAACCAGACAUGAGAGCCUUCAGGAACACGCAACUACGAAGAGACAUACUGCAGAACUGUCUCUCGAUAACACAGAGCAGCAACGGAAACAACGCAGCAGCCCCGGCAGCGGGUAUGGAGGUCUCGCCAUCCUGCACGGUGAACCCAGACCUCGCUGACGACAGCCUCUUCAACUCGGCCUUCCACAGCGCACACGCCCGGCCUGAGCAGCCGCCCCAGCGCUUCCUUGUCCACGACAGUACCUUCUACUCGCAGGCGCAACUCGACCGCAUGAAGAACUACAUGGGCAAGCUGCCACUGCAGAGAGAGUGGAUCAGAUGAGCCGGCGGCGGCAGGUGAGGCUGGAUGGGCGAGUACAGGACUCGCCAAUGCAUCCCGGAAAGGCCUUCACAGGGACAGACAGAUGGCUGAGCAGCAGACGGCGCCGCGGGGGCGGUGUGUCCGGAGCAAGACUGGUCGACAUGUCGGCAUGUCGGCAUGUCGGCACGUCAGCAUGAGAGACGUCUGGAGGUUGAGUUUAUACUUUUUUGAUGACCUUUUUUUUUAGACCAGAGAAAACCCUGUUUUCGGGUUAAUAUUAAUAAUAAUUAUACUUAUCCUAUCAAUAAAUGCAUUCUAUAUAUACAG
This is a messenger RNA of Pichia membranifaciens NRRL Y-2026, 726 nucleotides long. RefSeq lists its product as hypothetical. NCBI's taxonomy places the organism in Eukaryota, Fungi, Ascomycota, Pichiomycetes, Pichiales, Pichiaceae. The transcript has a single exon. The coding region runs from base 1 to 420 and encodes 139 amino acids. The record is from RefSeq and is a predicted model, not a curated record.